AGAAAUCAUGAAUGGAAUUGAGGAUGAACCCAAGGAUGUGAUUCAAUUGAUGUAUGAGAAGCUCUCAUUAGAUGAAGUAGCAGCCCUGGUCAUUUCUCCCUGCUGUGGAGCUGUAUCUUUCUUUGUAGGCACUACAAGGAAUAACUUUGAAGGGAAAAAAGUCGUACAGUUGGAAUAUGAAGCUUACACAACAAUGGCAGAAGCUGAAGCGAAGAAGAUAUGCAAAGAUAUCAGAUUGAAAUGGCCUUCCGUGAAGCAUAUAGCAAUACAUCAUCGACUUGGUUUGGUUCCCAUUAGUGAAGCCAGCGUGAUUGUAGCCAUCUCUUCCCCUCACCGAGCAGAGUCUCUCAAUGCCUUGCAAUAUUGCAUCAAUACUUUAAAAGCUACUGUCCCCAUAUGGAAAAAG
This is a messenger RNA of Thamnophis sirtalis, 406 nucleotides long. The record is from RefSeq and is a predicted model, not a curated record. Lineage: Eukaryota; Metazoa; Chordata; Lepidosauria; Squamata; Natricidae.